AGUGAACGGAACUGCUCCAGCAAAUACGCUACCAGCGAAUGCGCAUACUUCUCUAUGCUAGAGGAUAAAUCCUACAGCGAGACGCGCGUGAGUGCAUUGGUUUCCAGAACGGUCGAUAUGAACAAGUAUCGAUGAAUAACAUCGAUAUAUCGCUGCUCGCUGUCGUCUGCUGUUUCGCUUGUUAUUUUUCACCACAGUAUCAUCAAUAAGGUCAUUUUUAUUAAAUUUGGCUGAUUAAAUUGUAAAAAUUAUAGGAUUUGGAUAAUGAAUGUUCGUUUCAUCACAAGUAUCUCAUCAGAGUUGCUCUCGUUUUGGAAUCAGGAUAUGGAAGCUGUUAAAAAGCCAGCGUUUGUUUGAAUUUAUUAGCAUCGAUUGGAAAAUGCGCAGAAAUGCUGGAAACAUUAUUUUUGGCACUCUCCUCUUGGGUAUAGGAAUUUUUCUACUUUAUUCAAACGAGAUGAAAGCUGUGGAAAUGACCAACUCUUUACACGAUGCAUUGAAUAGUGUAAUUCAAGUGCAUCUGCUUGAUCCGAUCUAUGAAAUAAAUGAGGGCAUGUUAAUUUAUAUAUGCGGCCCUAUUCAAUUGGAUGAACCUCUCACUGAACCUGAGUAUGGUAUCUCCGUUCCCGCCGUCAAGCUUAAGCGCCGAGUCCAAAUGUACCAGUGGGUCGAGGAAAUUACUAAAAAAGCUGUUGAUGAUACUCUACCAACAGCUGAUUCCUCAUUCUCAGCUACAUACACUACUGAAUGGAAAGACAAACUAAUUGAUAGCAACAGAUUCUUCAAUACUGCGGACCAUCAUAAUCCAACGGAAUUUCCGUUGAAAAGUGCGAUGUAUGUGAGUGACGUAGUACGUUUGGGAAGGUACACAUUGAGUACAGAGCUCAAAGAUAAGUUUUCUGAUUUUAUAUCUGUGACCAGUGAUGAGAGGCCCGAGCGCCGUGAUAUAAAGUUGCACGUUGGCCUGUACUACCAUAGUAUCGAUGUUUGGAAUCCAGAGGUUGGAGAUAUAAGAGUGCAAUUCUCCUAUGCGGGGCCACAAGGGGCUGUUGUUACAGUCGUUGGGAGACAAGUGAAUUCUGAACUGCAAGGAAGUUUGCUAGCUCCAGGUAGAGUUCCCGUGUAUAUGAUGCUGUCUCAGCAGCAUGCAAAUCAUACCUGGUUCACAAGGCUGUUCCGCAUAUUAGCAUGGAUGUUGGUGUAUCUGGGUGCAACUUUCCUUCAUCAUCUAAUAAAAUGUUACAACAGAAUCGGACUGGAUGAGAAUUGGUUGAGUGUGUCAAUGUCAUUCUGCGUUGGACUGGUGGUGACUGGCGCUGUCUGGUAUUCUCACCGUCCCUGGCUGGGCUGGAUUCUCUUCUCAGGAGCAGUGCUGCCACUCUUGUGGCCAUUUGUAAAACGCCUGCAUACUGAUGAACAUUAUCAUGCUCUCUAGACCUCCGAGUUUUAUUCCAAUAUUUGAAAACCAUUCUAGUAGUUCUUAGGUAACACUUAGCUUAUCAGGGUCCGUCUAGUAAUUAUUUUUUAUAUGUAGAUGUAGAGUGAAUAAAGUAUCUUGAUUUUGCGAGUAAAGUGUCAGUAAACGUUAUAUAUCAUGAUGCACAGAUAUAUGUAUAUAUAUAUAUUUAAGUAUAAAAGAGUUAUUUCAUUGAGAACUCCCCAACUUGAUAAUAGCGAGUUAAAGUCAUUAUCUGAACACUUGAAAAUCUGUGCAUUGCAUCAUGACAUAUAACGUUUACUGACACUUUACUCGCAAAAUCAAGAUAUUUUAUUCACUAAACAUAUAUAUAUAUAUAUAUAUUAUAUAUAUAUAUAUAUAUAUAUAUAAAUUAUUUAUAUAUAUAUUAAUGUUACCCCUAGAUCUCAACAAAACUUGCAAAUAGACAUACACUUCCAGUAUUAUAUUACCUUAAAAUUUCUUGUACUCUAUACACUUAUUUUGGGAUAAUAUACUAGUGUAUAAUAUAAAAGUACAAAGUGUCUCAUAAUAUUAAGUACUUUUAGAAUUAUAGCUCAUUAAGUUUAUGGAAGGAAGGCUGUAAAUGAUCUCAAAUCUUUUGUUAAGUCGCCGUCUCUUGACUCGUACUGAAUUUAUCCAGCUCAAAUUAGAAAUUUUUAUUUUUAAUGAAUUUGGCAAUGCAAUAACAAUAGCUAAGCCAUUUAAAAUUUUUAUUGGACAUUCCAAGAAUGUUCUGCAUGUCUAUUUAAUAAAAUUAGGAUGAUUAUGAUGAUGAUAAUAAUAAUACAGUAAAAACGUUUAUUAAAUCAAUCAGCUACCAUAAAAAGGCUGCUUGACAAGGUACCAUAUAAAAUAUUAUGCAUAUGCAGAGUAAAUUUCUCUACAGUUAGUGGCGGUUUCAGUGUUACCAACAAUCUAUUUCUAGAAAAAAGUUUUUAAAACAUGUGACACUCUGAUGAAAUCAUGCCUUAAGUCGGCAAUGUUAAAUCCCAAUGUGACUUUUUGAAAUAAUAAUUAUUUUAUCUUUUUGCUUGUCUUGUUUUUGUUUAUGCUUGCUUUUUGAGUAAAUAAGUUCUGAAUAGAAGAAGAAUGGAUUAGUUUGAUGCUAGAAAUGGAAGGUGAUACACGUGAGAAUGCAAUUUUAGAUUAUUCCAAUUUUGGGUACCACUUAUCUUCAAGCAUGUGUGGGUUAUGAUUUGUUUAGUGCAAAAACUUUAAAGCGAAUCUCCCGUAAAUUACGUAUUUUCAAAAAAUCAUGAAAAAUUCAUUUUCAAUGAUAAAGACAUGAACCUGGUGUUAAAAUAUUCAGAAUAUCAAGCUCUAUCAAAAAUGGCAAAAAACGAGAAUCUCAAAAUCUGACUGACGGCGUGGUUUCUUUCUAGAAGAAAGCCUCUCUAGAAACAUUGUAAAUUCAUUUGAAAAAAAAACCAGGUUCACAUAAUAAGUCAUCAUAUCAUUCUACCUUACUUAAGAUAAAUUGUCUAUAUUAAUAUUUAUGUCACCCCUACAUACAACAGGAUUACCGUUUCUUUGCACAUUCUUAGCACUGCUAGCGCUAACUGGUUGUGGGUGCGAAUCCACAUGGACAUGGAUCUCAUAAAAUCAACCACGCAUUUCCUAAUACCCACGCACAAGCUCAAACGCAGAAGCUCAUGUGGGCAUUAUUCGCGAAAAAAUUAUAAUAAAUAUAAGUUAAUUAUAUAACAUCAAGGUGAAAAUGAAAUUAACUUUAAGGCAUUUUAAUUAGUUCAAUCAAUCAAUAUUUUAUUGUGAAGAAACAUAAUAAUGUUACAAACAACGUGAUGUACAAUAGCCUAUACAAAGAGCAACUAAUUACGCGACAGUAAAAACAAUAUAGGGUAAAACCUAUCUCAAUUACUAAUUACAUUGUAUAUAUAUCAAAUAAUUCAUGUUUUUUGCGGCCCAGAGUAAUAGGACUUGAGCAUCACUGCAUAGCGGCCCAGCACAAGUACGUUUACAAUAUUUAUUGAAUGUUUAUUACUAGUUUUUUAUGUUUAUAAAACAAUUAUGAUGGUAAUAUAAAACUGAUUUUCCUAGUGCUAGGCCUACUUCAUAUUUUCAAACGAUACAUAUAAAUGUAAGUUGUGGACCAGAGCUUUUGAUUUUGGAGUGGGUUUUGAAAAUAUUUAUGUUAGUAAAACUAUGUGGAUGGGGGCAUGAACAGAUCUAUUGUUAAAUAUUGGUUGAACAUUGACAUGGCUUGACAGUUAUUGUUUCCCAUUCCACCGGCGUUGAAGGAGGGGUACUGUCUCCCUUGACCGUUCCAUGCCCCCAUUCAGAUAGGUUUUACCCAUUAUAUAUAACUUCUUGCUUGUUCUUAUUGAGCAGAUAGAAAUAAGGUGUUGGUUUACAGUAUAUACAGUACUUUGUAUAGCAUAACCUGCGCUUUUAUAAAGCUAUAAUAAUUGCUGACUUAUUGGAUUUCAAAUUUUACAUCAUUUUAGUUAAGGUGUGACUUUAUUUAGUAAUUAAUAGAAGAGUGUACAUGAAAUAAAUUUAUUUGGAUGGAGUGUAGGCCUACAGUUCGUUAUCGUAUUUCAUGCACACUGUUCAUGAUAUAUUUCAAAUUAAUUUAAGUGAAAACAUCAAGUAAAUGUGUUUGUAUUUGAUGUAUGUACAAUUUAAAGAUACUCCAACAGCAGCUAACAAAAGUAAAACCUUUUUUACAAAAAGUUCAAUCUCUUAUCAAGAGUAGGCCUAAGAGCAUUGUACUUUAUCCUUUAUUGAUUGAUUCAUACAAUAAGUGCAUCAUCAAAAUGAUAGGGAGAGAAAAAAUAAGGUACGGUAACCUUGUGCUAUUCCUUAAUUAGAACUUUCAGUGAUAACUGAAUAUGAGAGAAAUUUCAUUUACAAUUCCUUAAAAACCUCAAUUAUUCUCUACUGCAUAGUUUUUGAAAGUGUGAUUCGUGAACUCAUAAAAAAUAAGGUAACCUUUUGUUUUUACUUAAUUGAAACUUUCAGUGAUAACUGAAUAUAAGAGAAAUUUCAUUUACAAUUCCUUAAAAACCUCAAUUAUUCUCUACUGCAUAGUUUUUGAAAGUGUGAUUCGUGAACUC
This is a messenger RNA of Nilaparvata lugens (brown planthopper), 4536 nucleotides long. It is a transcript of the gene Tmem43, whose product is annotated as transmembrane protein 43 homolog. Lineage: Eukaryota; Metazoa; Arthropoda; Insecta; Hemiptera; Delphacidae. The coding region runs from base 269 to 1435 and encodes 388 amino acids. Gene Ontology annotation, cellular component: nuclear inner membrane. Gene Ontology annotation, biological process: nuclear membrane organization. The record is from RefSeq and is a predicted model, not a curated record. The transcript is spliced from 8 exons.